Messenger RNA from Boleophthalmus pectinirostris (great blue-spotted mudskipper), 1592 nucleotides. It is a transcript of the gene rgs17, whose product is annotated as regulator of G protein signaling 17. The record is from RefSeq and is a predicted model, not a curated record. Lineage: Eukaryota; Metazoa; Chordata; Actinopteri; Gobiiformes; Gobiidae. Bases 519 to 1145 code for a protein of 208 amino acids. The transcript has 6 exons.
CUGCGCAGAGCAUCCAGGGCUCGGCGGUGUUCGGUGCUGAAGUGGGGCGGAUGGCAGAAAAACAGCGGCGAUGGACAUUAAACCGCGGGAUUACCAUAUACGAUGUCGUUAAAGGAGCAUCGGACCUGCACAUUUCACCAGCUAUCAGCCUAGGACACUGACAGGCCGCCGCAAAGGGAUGCUGUUUUUUCACUGCCCCAUCUGUAAAUGACCCAUUCUCCAAGUUAUAAAGAAGUUUAGGAAGAAACGGUUGAAGCAACCACCAGAGUCACGGAACAAGACGACAAAAAGAGAAAUGGUUGUUGUUCAGUCCAGCUCUUGAGUCUUACUGAAGUCUGUCAGGGAUGGUGAAUCCAAGCAGUAACCUCUCUUCUCUGUGGUCCAGCCAACCUCAUUGCUACAUUUACAGCCAGUGUCAGAGCCAUCAGUCACUUCAGCCAGCCCUCUAUCAUCCAGCAACAAGUUACCUCAGCGCCAUGACUGCUUUGUCUCAGCUGGUUUUAGAAAAUAACUAAUUCAUGCCCCGCAGUGUGAGUGGAGUGGAGAUGAGAAAAAGGCAGGCGGCACACAUCGAGGCUCCAGCCCAGGCCCCCGGACAGCCACGACCCAACACCUGUUGCCUGUGCUGGUGCGGCUGCUGCAAGUGUCUGUGGAAUGAAGACAGGAUGGAAAGGAGUGAACGCCAAACCUGCAAAAUGGACACUAUUGAGGCUGGAGAUGAACAACACCCCACUUUGGACGAGGUGCUGUCGUGGGCUCGGAGCUUUGAGCUGAUGCUUCGAUCUUUAGAAGGCCGAGAGGUGUUCCGUGAGUUCCUGCGCUCCGAGUACAGUGAGGACAACCUGCUCUUCUGGUUGGCCUGUGAUGAGCUUAAGAGUGAAACCAAUCCUACAGUGGUGGAAGAAAAGGCUAGGAUCAUAUACGAAGAUUAUGUGUCCAUAUUGUCACCCAAAGAGGUGAGUCUGGACUCUCGGGUCAGAGAAGGAAUCAAUCAGAGUCUAGCAGAGCCCAGUAACCUGAUGUACGAAGAGGCCCAGCUGCAGAUCUACACCUUGAUGCACCGCGACUCCUACCCCCGCUUCCUCAACUCCUCCGUUUACAGAGACCUCCUGGCCAGCAGGAGGCGCACUUGCCUCGACACCUAAGCACUCCUCUAUUGCCAUCCUAUACCAACGAUACUACUACUUAAACUUCAAAUACUACUAUGGUGCCAGAAGUCGGGUUUGAAAAAAUCUUUACCUGGUUUGUGGUUGAAGAGACUGUAUGACAUCCAAAAUAGCUGGUUGUUUUUUUAAUUUAUAUUUUUAAGCAAUUUAUAUCCAGUUCUCUGCUGGAAUUUAAGUUGGCCUUAGCUGGUUGAUUAUUGGACAAAUUAUGGCUCUAAUGCUGGCCAGUGAUUGUGUAGCUAAGAGUUUGUGGUUUGGGGUGGCUGACUGGCCAGGCCGCUUCUCAGCAUGUGUUUGAAAUGGCCAACCACAUGGCCAGCGGUGGGUAACUGGAUAAGAAGCUAGACAAAGAAAGAGACACAUAAGGACAAGCCAACUGUUCCUGUACUGUAAUCCUGUAUUAAGACCUUAUCUUUUUUAUCCUGA